AUGGUUAGGAAGAGAAAAGAUGGUGCAGGGGUGGAUGAAAAGAAUACUGAUAAAGGGAAUGUUGUCUCACAAGAAAUGGUUAAGGAAGCUGCAGCCAGGGUAGCAGUAGGCACAGUACACCAAGCGCGCAAGAGAUUUGUUGGGGUUCGACAGUGGCCAUCGGGGUGGUGGGUGGCAGAAAUAAAGGAUACUGUUCAAAAAAUAAGGGUGUGGUUAGGUACCUUUGACACAGCUGAGGAGGCUGCAAGGGCCUAUGAUGAGGCAGCUUGCCUGCUUCGCGGGGAAAAUACUCGAAAGAAUUUCUGGCCUCAUUUUCCCUCGUCAUCAUCUUCCUCUUCAUCUCUUUCCCCAAAAAUUACCAACCUUCUUCUUAGCAAGCUAAAGGCACGAAACAAAGAGUUGACUGCUUCCUCCUCCUCCUUCUCCUCCUCGCCUGGUGAUCAUCAAAAGCAAAAGCAAAAGCCAAAUCAGUCAGAUGAGUACAUAGAUGAAUUAGCUGAUUUUUCAGAAACACGAUUCACUGAUUUUCUCUAUUAUCUUGAAGAUUACACCAUUGAUAACAACAGUAUGAUCACUAAUGACUAUACAAGAUCAUGCCUAACACAAAAUGAUGACUUUCAAAAGAGUAAUUUCAAUUUGGAUCAGAAUUUGGAUGAUUUAGUACAUCUUUCUAAUGAUCAGUGCUCUAGUAUGGAUGAGAACAUUAGAGGGGAAAUGGAAUAUGAAAUUGAAAGUGAGAAUACUGGUCUAGAUGAUGUUGAUUUCAAAUUUGUUGAUGAAACUGUAUCAUUUCAUUGUACCGCUUUUGAGAUUGCCAAAGAGAUUUUGAAGGAGGGAUAUGGAGAUAAGCCAUUGAUGCUUAGUGAGGUCAUGAAGAGGAAUUAUGAGAGAAAGUUUUUAGCCUCUCUCUAUAUAGGCCUUCAAUGGGAUUCCAAAAUGCCUUAA
Messenger RNA from Fraxinus pennsylvanica, 945 nucleotides. Lineage: Eukaryota; Viridiplantae; Streptophyta; Magnoliopsida; Lamiales; Oleaceae. The record is from the annotation of a GenBank genome assembly.